UUCAUUCAUACAGCUCAUAGAGUUACCCAGUGUGUGCAAGAUUCCCUUAGAAAACAAGCAUUUUCUUUUUACAAUACAGAGACAGAAAACCUGCAAGUUAUAUUCACGUCCGGUAAGUGCAUGCUGGAUCUGUUUUACCCACCAUCACAAGUCUGAGCUUGCUUGCUAAAAGAAGAUUUUGUGUGAGGCCAGCAAGUCUGAUCCUCUGCUGGGCUGACAAAGCUGGAAGUUGCCAUUCCCAGAUGGAAAACCACCAAACUCUGGAUGCCAAUGAGGAAAACCCUUUUCUCUGUUUUCAGAGAACUCCAUCCCUACGUCGGAAGUGGAGAAAGCGGUAUGGGGGGCUGGAUGGGAACAAACUGCUGGAGCCCAAUGAGGAAGAAGAUCUUCCAGAAAAUGGUUUAAUGAAAGACUCCCAUCCGGAAAGGAAUUCACCACAACCAAGGAGUGCUGAAAACCAGGAGACCCCCUUAGUAGCAAAGGUGGGUGGCCUAAGGACCAGAACUGCUCCCAAGGCACAGAAACCAGUAAACCUGGUGACUCCAGGUCCCACAGGAGCGUCGGUGUUUGUCAAUAACAGGAAGCAGAUGUCCUCAGCUCCACAUGGGGAGCUCCUUUGCCACGGAAACCAGUUUUGGAAAAGCAAAACUAAGGUGGACUCUCAGCAGCCUCAUUCUAAAAAGAAAGUGGCUGCCGAUGUAUUGUUUGAAAGUUUUGCAUCUGAAGGAGCUGUUAACAUGGCUCAUUUUUUUGAGGCGGUUUGGAGCUCUGGAAUUCGUAAAAGUGACCCCAGGAUAAAGGACUGUUACUUACUAAUGAAGAAGCUGCAGCAAGCUGACGGCACUGUGGACAGAAAUACCUUUCACAGGUGUGUGACUGGAUUUGUGUCUUUCAUACUGAAAGCUCUGCAGGGCAGGUUUGUGAUUCCAGAUUUCCCAACAUUUACUGAGGAAACCCAGAAGAUUUUCAUGAAGUGCAAACAACUCUCUUCGUUCAAGUCAGAGCUGGACAGCCUCGAGAGUGGCAGUGGGAAGUGGGGUGUUUCAAUUUGUACAGCGGAUGGACAAAGGCUAUCUCUGGGGGACUCUGCAGAGCCAUGUCUUUUGGGAGAGUGCUCCUGGCCCCUGGUUUAUGGCAUUGCGGUGGAGCAGUUCAAUGCUGAUUAUGUACACAGAUACGUCGGGAUAGAAGAGUAUUCGAAGCACGAUUCGUCCUUUACGCUGACCAAGCAAGGGAUUCCUCACAGUCCGCUUGUUGAAACAGGAGCCAUCAUAACCUCAUCAUUAUUACAGCUAGCUGCUGGGCUUGGUGUAGAGGAGGAAAAGUAUGAAUCAGUUUUGAACCUAUUUAGAAGACUCUGUAAUAAAGGAAAUGUCAAUCUGAAUUGCAGCAGACAUCAAAACCUGAGGAAAGAGAGCAUCAGACUCCACGCUCUGUCAUUUUUCCUUCAAGAAAACAAAUGUUUUCCAGAGUCGGUUGAUAUUGGUGCUGCACUGGACCUAAUGCUGCAGGGUUUAUCUACAGAAGUGACGUGCGAGUCUGGAGCUGCUAUGGCUGCCACAUUAGCCAAUGGGGGCCUUUGUCCUCUGUCAGAUGACCAAGUAUUGGGGCCUUCCUCUGUCCGGAAUGCGUUGUCCAUGAUGCAGGUGGCAGGGAUGAAUGAUUAUUCCAGAACUUUCCAUUUUAAGACAUCAAUACCAGCAAAAUCAAGCAAAAAUGGUCUCCUGCUGGCAGUGGUUCCGGGAGUAAUGGGCAUCGCCUGCUGGUCUCCAGAGCUGGAUGCCUUUGGUAACUCUUGGAAAGGAGUGCACUUUUGUCAGGAACUGGUUUCAGCAUUCCAGCUGCACAGCUUUGAUAUCAGAACCCCAUUCCGCCAGGUUGUCACAUACAGACAGUGGAAAGCAGAAUCAGAGGGGUACCAGAUAAUGAAUGUACUGCUGGCAGCUUAUAGAGGAGAUGUGCGUUCGCUGCGAAGAUACUUGCUGUCGGGAGUGGAUGUCAAUUCGGUUGACUACGACAGCAGAUCUGCCCUGCAUGUUGCUGCCUCUGAAGGACAUCUUGAAGUUAUAAAAUUCCUUAUAGAAAAUGCUGGAGCAGACCACAUGGCCAUUGAUAGGUGGGGUAAUACACCAUUGCAGGAAUCCCUGAGGUACAACCACAUCCAUGCAGUUCAGCUGCUCAGGAGGUAUAAAGACCACCAUGAAUCUUCAUGA
This is a messenger RNA of Polyodon spathula (Mississippi paddlefish), 2213 nucleotides long. RefSeq names its product glutaminase like (gene glsl). NCBI's taxonomy places the organism in Eukaryota, Metazoa, Chordata, Actinopteri, Acipenseriformes, Polyodontidae. Gene Ontology annotation, biological process: L-glutamine catabolic process. Bases 243 to 2213 code for a protein of 656 amino acids. The record is from RefSeq and is a predicted model, not a curated record. The transcript is spliced from 21 exons. Gene Ontology annotation, molecular function: glutaminase activity; protein binding.